AUGCAUCUAGACCAUAAGCUCCCUUGGAACACAAUCUCUUCCCACUUCGGCUUCAUCAAAGAGAACCAAUACAAGAACUGCAAGAACGACUUUAUCAUCCACGACCGCUUCAUCGAUCGCCAGUCCGCUGAGUUAAACCACUUUAUGAAAACCCUUAUCUCCGUGAUCGAGGAGUUUGCAACUACUGAGCGAGCUAAGUACCCACCGGCUACCACUCUGCCAACGUCCGGACCUCUUUUCGACGCGGCUAUCCUACCGGCCAUCGAACAGAAAUACCACCUCGAACCACACAGAACCAACUCCGCAGUCUCCAAUCCCCUUUGUGAAGAAUUCCAGAAUGUCGACCAUUGGAUCAGCCAGGCGCCAUAUAGCACCGCUGAUGGGGACCUAGCCGAUGCCGUGAAAAUGCUCCUUAUAUCGAACGAGAUGCUCGCUUUACUACGUCUAGCAAACCACAAGCAGAUCCCGCUCGCGACCCUUGAUUCUCUAAGCUGGGGCCACAGCUUCGGUGUCAACCAUCUCCCGGACGUAGCUCUGCAAGCCUACCUACUGCUGAACAUCGCCGCUGCUGUGAAAGCCAACGCCAAACGCGGGUCUGCAGACGAUACUGUCCGUCUGACGGAGACGCAGCGGUUCAGGUACUUCGCCAACUGGGCUCUGGCAGAUCAUGACUAUCCUGCACAGAAUAUCCCACAUCGUCUGUUUUGGAAUGCGAAGGGUAUUACUGAUGGUCAUGGCUCAUCGUGGGAUCCGUUGAGCUUGGAGAUGGAUGUGGAAAGGGCAGAGAUGAAGGCGUAUUUGAAGGUGUGUUUUGAGUUGUUGUAUCGCUAUGACCUUUUGAUGAGGGAGCUGGGUAGAGAUCCAGGGUGGAGGGAGAGGAUCCUGGGCAUUCUGCGUCUGUGGGGAGCCCGGUCUGUUACUAUGGAUGAAUCGGGGUUCUGCUUUGCCUAA
This is a messenger RNA of Aspergillus bombycis, 951 nucleotides long. RefSeq lists its product as uncharacterized. The transcript has a single exon. The record is from RefSeq and is a predicted model, not a curated record. NCBI's taxonomy places the organism in Eukaryota, Fungi, Ascomycota, Eurotiomycetes, Eurotiales, Aspergillaceae. Bases 1 to 951 code for a protein of 316 amino acids.